Xiphophorus couchianus (Monterrey platyfish) is the source of this 971-nucleotide messenger RNA. Its product is annotated as GTPase IMAP family member 4-like. Bases 57 to 956 code for a protein of 299 amino acids. Gene Ontology annotation, molecular function: GTP binding. The record is from RefSeq and is a predicted model, not a curated record. The transcript has 3 exons. Lineage: Eukaryota; Metazoa; Chordata; Actinopteri; Cyprinodontiformes; Poeciliidae.
AGUGCAUUAAUUUCUUCUCUGCAGCUGCUGCGUCACACUGAACUCUCUGACUGAUCAUGGACAGCAAGUACAGCACAGGCAAGAUGCCCAACUCUGGAACAAACAUUACAAACAACAAUGAGCUGAGGAUCGUGAUGGUGGGGAAGACUGGGAUUGGGAAGAGUGCUACUGGAAACACCAUUCUGGGUCAAAAAUACUUUGAUUCCAAAUGCAGCCCCACUUCCAUGACUGUAAACUGCUCCAAAGGCUCCAGUGAUAUUGAUGGACAGCAGGUUGCUGUCAUUGAUACUCCAGGUCUGUUUGACACCAGGUUUGGAGAAGAUAAAACAACCAAAGAUCUUAGUCAGUGCAUCUGUUACGCUUCUCCUGGACCCCACAUCUUCCUGGUGGUUGUUGCAAUCGGCAGAUUCACAGCAGAAGAAAAACAAUCAGUGCAAAAGAUCCAAGAAAUGUUUGGAGAGGCAGCAGACAGAUACAGCAUGGUUCUGUUUACUCGUGGAGAUGAUCUUGAUGAUACCACCAUUGAGGAUUAUUUGUCUGAAAACCAGGAGCUGCAGGAUCUGGUGUCCAGAUGUAACGGCCAGUAUCAUGUCUUCAACAACAAGCUGAAAGAUAAGAAACCUCAGGUCACUGAGCUGCUGAAGAAGAUCAGAACCAUUGUUGACAGGAAUGGAGGAAGUCACUACACCAAUAAGAUGUUCCAAGAGGUAGAGAGGGAAAUCGAAGAGGAGAAACAACGAAUCCUGAAGGAGAAAGAAGAGAAAUUACGUAAAGACAAAGAAGAACUGGAGAGAAAAAUAAAAGAAAAGUAUGAUGAAGAAAUUCAGAGAAUGUUUGAACAAUUCCAGGCUGAGACAAAGAGGGAGAAGAGAAAUGAGAGAAAAGAGAUGAAGAGGAGAGAAAAAAGGAGAGGGAAAGGAUUGAGGUGGAGAGACAGAGAGAGUUUGCAGCCCUGAAGGAAAAGCAAGAGA